AUGGUGGAUCUUUCCGUCGUUUUUUGGGACAGUUUACCAGGCCGGGUACACCGCCAAGGUCCCGUCGGCGCGGCCAAGGUCAUGAUCUACGCCAUGCUGACGGGCCGCAUCAGCGACGCCAUCCAUCUGGACCUGCAGCAGGCCAGCAACUUAGUGGACUUCAUGGAGGGUGCUGAGAACAGCAGUGCCCUGUGCGCCAUGAUGGACGACCGCAGCAACCCGGAGACCUAUCAGGUGUCGCGCGUGGCUGAUCGCCUCCGUGAGAAUCGCGUCGCAUCCCUGUGCACCGUGACGUUGAUGUGGGGCUUGGAUGGUGCACCCUACAAGUCGGAUUUGGACAUCCACACCUGGGUCAAUGGAGUUGAGCUCUACUAUGGAGUCCGAACUGUGGGAAAAUGCAAGUUGGAUUUUGAUGCCAACGCCAGCACCAUCGAGAAGAACCCGGCAGAGAACAUCUCGUUGAAUCAGACUGGAACUUUCACCUUUUGCGUCAACAACUUCAACAACCGUGACGCAGCCGACGUUCCCUUUAAGGUGAUUGUGAGGAAGUCUGGACAAGAAGUGGCAGAGCACAACGCCAUUUGGCCAAAGAGUCGCAAGAAGGGCGACAAAAUGGUCGUGUGCACUGUUACGGUGACUCCUCAGGACCUGCAGGAGACGGAGGUGGAGAUGUCGGAAGCGGAGCAGAAGAAGCUCUUGGCCAAGGAGGCGGAAUGGGCCAGACUCUUCGGUGAGCCGAAGGCCUACCUGGCUUGCGAAGCCCAGGUCCAGUUCCUGAAAACCGUGCUGACCGACCCAAAGGCGGCCGUAGCCAAGGGCGCGCAGCAAGUCUUUGAGCAGCUGCUGACGGCCAAACCGCAGGCAAAGAAGCCGAGCUUGGCAGAGAGAUGCAAAUUAGAAAAGCUGGAGGGCUUCAUCGAGCACGUGACCAGCAGGAAAUGCCGUGUGGAAGUCCUCAUCCGCAACUUUGUCCCUGCCUACGUCACCCGCCUGGAAACCACCACUGAUGUUCUCAAGAACCAGCUGGCAGUGAACGUCUUCCACAGAAAGUUUGAGUUGCCUAUGGCACCGCGCAGUGAUGAGCCUGGCACUGCACGGCUGGAUGAGACGUGGAACCUGGCUCCUAAAGCUGUGGUCAGAGGCUUCGUUCAGGUUCAUCAGCAGUGGUUCAUGGUCUUGGAAAAGGCCCGUCUUCCAAAGAACCAGGAAGCCUGGCCUUUGGCGGGCGGAAUGUAUCCCACCAAUCUCAAGGCGGAAGUGCAUCAUCAUCGAAGCAAAUGGACCAGCUUCCAUGCGCUGGUCACACCGGAAGCCAGCGAUGUGAGCAACCCAUUGGUCGGCUCCAUGUUGGUGGGAUUUCCCAAGUUCCAUUUCCUGCUGGAUGGCAAGGAAGUCACUGUGAUUGUACAGUGUACAGAUUGCCUCGGGCGUCUCACAGAUUAUUUGAACACCUUGGAUGUCAGAGUAGCAGGGCCUACUUCUGGGACUGACAAAGAUCAGGCUGACAGGAACCGCGCAGUUGCCUCAGCCAGCGCUUCGACAGCGACCGUCGCGACGGAGAUUGGUUGGAAAAGCUUGGCGCACGUCUAUUGCAUGAAUUUGGACCAUCGACCCGAGCGUUGGGAGUUCAUGCAACGUCAGUUCCAACGUUUGCGUCUUCCGGUGGAGCGUUUCAGUGCGGUGAAUGGCCGGCAGCUGGAUGUGCCGGAGCUGGCCAUGAACGGAAUCAUCGCGAUGGAGGCCUUGCCGCGGUACUAUCUUCCAGACGAACAGAAACUCUUUGGCACGGACUUAACCGCUGGAGCCAUUGGCUGUGCUCUUUCGCACAUGCUCAUUUGGCGCGACAUUGUGCGGCGCUGCGCCGAAGAUGGGGUUGAUCCACGCGCGCCCUUCUUGGUGAUCGAGGACGACUGCCAGUUUUGCCCCGAGUUCUCCGAAUCCUUGCUGCUGGAACGCCUCUCCCACGUGCCGGAGGACUGGCAAAUCGUGUACUUGGGCGGCCAGGACUUACUCCGCAGGCAACACUUGUACGAAGUGGGCAAAGGCGUCCGACGGCUCUACAAGGGCUUUCGAGAAACCACGGCCUACGUCAUCAAUGACGCAGGGGCCAAAGCUUGUUUGGAGGUGAGCGUGCCGCUCCAUUGGCAGAUCGACACCCACAUGAACGAUGAAUCUCUUCGUGAAGGGUUGAAGCCUCCGAGACCUGGACAUCAAGAUCAUACCAUGCAUCCCAGAGGCUAUUUCCUUUGGCCAGGCAUUGUUGCCCAGCAACGAGAAGGCUUUCCCACGGAUGUGCAAAAGAUGGAGCACGACUGUCUAUUGAGCUUCGUGUCGGAAGCCUUUGAGGUCUUCGACUUCGACUUCUCCGCUCCCUGUCUUUCUCGCCGCCGCCGCUGCGCCGUCCCCAUCACGGUGGCGUUUCCGGAAGCCCUGGAAGCGCAUGGCGUGGCGCUCUGGUUUGACGCACAGCUCUUCGAAGAUGUGACGCUCUCCACUUCCGUAGAGGGCGGAAGUGGGGCGCCAAGGGAGCAUUGGCGGCAGGCGGCCUUGUGCUUCCGCAGCCCCCUGAAGCUGGAGAGUCGACUCGAGUUGGAGUGGCACCACGAUGAGGAUGCGAUUUGGGUCACUCUUCCGCGCAAUGCGGAGAAGAGCUACGCAGGGAAACCCCCCAUGUGCAGGUGUGGCCUGCAUGCGGGCACAGCCCGCCGCCGCCUGGGGAUGACGGACUGGCACAUGGAGAUCAUGGAGAUUCCACCCGGAUGCCGUGCUGCCGCGCUGGUCUUUGGUGAUGGACCUCAAUUGCCGUUGCUGUUGGCCGAACGUGGCUACAGUCCGGUGAUCUCGGUUGGCCGUGGCCUUUUGAAUGCCACCCUCGUGCAGAAGUUUGCACGGCAUCAUCAGCGGUCAGAGAUAAGGGUGGCCUUGAAGACUGGCGAGUUGGUACCUUUGCUGGACACGGCCCAGGUGCAAGGCCGCAAGCGACCUGCAGGAGCUAUGAAGGCAGACAAUGAGACAGAUAGCGAGGAUGCCGCUUUUGACUUUCUGAUGCUGGCGCAGAACUUACUCCAGGACUAUCCCGCGGAGCACUGGAGUGCCUUCACUGAAGCCUGGUAUGAGGAGCUGUCCGAGGAUUGGGCUUUCCCGCACCUGCUGCAAGCGGCUCAUGAUGCCUCCGAGCUCAAGACGGCGCUGGAAAUGGCAGGAUACGAGGCCUCUAUGGUCGAAGCCUCACCAGCUUUGUGCUUGAAAUGCUGCGCCUUCGAUAGCGAAUGGCUGGACAGGCGCUUGCGGCCGCUGCCAGAGGAUUCAACGCCUUGGAGAGGCCUGGAUUUACGAGCCUUGAACCAGCUGCAUGCAGGGCAGCGCUCGGUGGAUCUUUGGCCCCUUCUCAGCCUGCAGCUGUUGGUCGUCAGCUCUCCCCAGCGCGAGUUGGGACGCUUCAGCCUGUUUCAGCAGCAAGAGGAGGUCGAGCUAGACCUUGAGUGUCAACGGAUCUCGCAUGGAAUCUUGUUUUGGCUUGAAGCCGAGGCGCUCUCGGUGGAUUGGUAUCAAGUGUUGAUCUCGAAAGAUCAGAAGACAUUGAGCGAGCUGAGGCAGGAUGAAAAAGAGGCCAGAUGCCCAAACUGCGAAUAA
Messenger RNA from Cladocopium goreaui, 3633 nucleotides. The record is from the annotation of a GenBank genome assembly. NCBI's taxonomy places the organism in Eukaryota, Dinophyceae, Suessiales, Symbiodiniaceae.